ACAACCGAUAUCGACAAAACGAGUUAACGAGCGUAGAGGGGUUUUUUUUUUAAACAUAUUCUCAGCCUAAAGAAAGCUUGUGGGUUUAAUGAACGUGAUGACUUUGUUUUGUGGUGUGGCGAAUAAAGCGACAUUAAAUGACUGUCUUUAGUCAGAAAGCAGAGAACCGCUUUCUUUUGCCAGAAUGUCUGGCCAGCUAGCAUCUUAGCUAGCUAACCUAUGUUGUUUAGAUACCUGAGCUUUAGCCUGGAUAAUCGUGAAUCAUGGUAGAAAACUCCCCAUCGCCUUUGCCAGAGAGAGCCAUCUAUGGAUUUGUCCUUUUCUUGGGCUCACAAUUUGGCUUUUUCCUCUUUUUAGUUUGGGCAUAUGUUCCUGACUCCUGGCUUCACUCUGUUGGCUUGACGUAUUGGCCUCAGAAGUACUGGGCUCUAGCCUUACCGAUUUACCUGGUGGUCGCAUUAACUGUGUGUUUAGUGGUGCUGUUCGGAGUCAAUAUGAUGAGCACCGCUCCUCUAUGUUCUGUGGACAAUGUCACAGAUCACUUUUCUAAGAACCAGUGCGUGGACGUUGCUCAGCAUGGGGCUAUUCCCAGACUGCGAGAUAUCUCCAUCAGUGAAGUCAACCAUCACUUCUACCUCUCACAUGUUGAACCCAGGAACUGAGCAUGAGGGACCAUGUUCUUGCAUAGUCUGUGGUGCUUUCAAAUUUUUGAUCUGCAUUGAUCCAUAUAGGUAGCCAGCAUCCAGGAUUGGUUGUCAUCAGUCCAGGCCUCUGGAGUUUGCUGAGGUAUUAGCUGCACCUUUUCCAUCACUCACUCAUGACAGGACAGACAUUUGACUUUAAGAUGAACCCUAAGUGUAAGGUAUGGUAAACAGAUGGCCCUCGGAGAGGAGGCUUACUGCUGCACUGAAGAGAGUGAUGAAAAAUUGUACCCAUCUAUAAGAUCUUCUGGCAAAUUUGCUUGUGCACAAGUAAAAGUAUUAAAACAAACAACCUUUUGGAACUUUUGUCUUGGCCAGGCUUGCGGAAGCGGAAGGUUUAUCCACUUACAUAUUCUACUAUCUGUGUGUGACCUUCACUUCAAGUCGCUGCAUAUUACAGUUUUGGUAAUGGAGCUAUGGUAUGAUAUGGCUGACACAAAAUGACCUAAUGAAUAAAUGUUUUUUUUAAAAGUUAAAAGUACAGUAAAUGCAAUAUGUGUAUGUAUGUAUUGCAGAGAGGUUUUGGAAGAUCAGGGCACUUUUUAUCUAAUAAUAAAUAAGUUAUGUUAAUUUAUAUUAGUGGCGAAUACAUUUGUCUGUCUUUCAUAUUGUUGUAAAACGAUUUCUCACAAACCUUACUUGUCUGUCCUGAUGAGGCAAAGGGAUGCUCUGAGGAGGCAGUGGCCCCAGGGGUCAUUGAUAGUGUCUCACCUUCUGAACCCAUCAGACUAGAAGUGAAAUGGUCACCUCACUAUCUGACCAUCUCCUGGACUUCACAGAGGCUGCUCAAUCAGUCUGCUCACCUCUCCUGCCCUCACCUGUCCACUGCUGUUCUGCGCUGCCCAGGCUGCCUCCCUGUCCCAAGUCUCCUGCAGACAGGUGAAGGGUCAGUGGCCGCAGAUAUCCAAUCAUAAACAAACAGGGCUGGUGUCGAGUGGCUGGCCACUGUUUAACCUCCGUUACCUCCUGCCUGGUCUUUAGGCCCAGCCGCCCUUCGGCUGGACCAAGCCUCUGAGUGGAGGUGCAAAGGCUCUGGGCCUUGCUACAGUAAAGACACAACUAGAUAUCCUCAGAAAAACUGUGCAAGGCCUAAACUAUUACUCUGUGAUACAUAAUAAACACAACCAUUUUAACUGUACA
Electrophorus electricus (electric eel) is the source of this 1841-nucleotide messenger RNA. It is a transcript of the gene pigp, whose product is annotated as phosphatidylinositol glycan anchor biosynthesis, class P. The record is from RefSeq and is a predicted model, not a curated record. Gene Ontology annotation, molecular function: electron transfer activity; phosphatidylinositol N-acetylglucosaminyltransferase activity. Gene Ontology annotation, cellular component: endoplasmic reticulum; membrane. NCBI's taxonomy places the organism in Eukaryota, Metazoa, Chordata, Actinopteri, Gymnotiformes, Gymnotidae. Gene Ontology annotation, biological process: GPI anchor biosynthetic process.